This is a messenger RNA of Rhipicephalus microplus (southern cattle tick), 4881 nucleotides long. RefSeq lists its product as uncharacterized. Lineage: Eukaryota; Metazoa; Arthropoda; Arachnida; Ixodida; Ixodidae. The record is from RefSeq and is a predicted model, not a curated record. Gene Ontology annotation, molecular function: nucleic acid binding; metal ion binding; exonuclease activity. Gene Ontology annotation, cellular component: nucleus.
UGUUCUUCUCAUGCGUGCGGUAGUUACAGCGUCGUUUCCCAAAGGUGGAGAUGUUUAUGUUUGUGCCUGGACCAAGCGGCGACUAUGCUUCCAUCGAACGGCUUCUUUAAUAAACUGCCGUGUCCUUUCUUUGCGUCGGGACUCUGCGAGCGGCCUCAUUGCCACUUCAGCCAUGAGAAAAAGGGAAUCUCUCUGCUGGGUCUACAAGCUAACACCGUCCAGCCUGCUGAUGAGUCCAGUCAGCUCUUGGAGUAUGUCAAUGAUGCCCUGCGCCGAGUCCGGCAGGACAUGGUUCAAGUCUCGUCACUUGGGUACGUGCCUACGCCUGUGGCAGCACAUCCGCCAGAACCGAAGCCAAAGCGCUACAUCCCAGCCCAAAGCGUGCCCCAGUAUCGGCCCACACCUCUGGCCGAGCUGCGCAGGCGUAACCUCCUGACUAACCGCCCGCCAACCCAGCCGAACCAGAUUAGAAGGGCGGCUCCAGUGGCACUGGCCGAGCCAGUCAAGCAGUUGAAGUCCCCAGAACUGAGCAGUGACGACAGCAGCCAGGUGAACGGCAGUGGCGUAAAUGACGAGGAUGAUGCAGACAUGGUGCAGGAGGAAGUGGACGCCAUUGUUCGGCUCAAGGACAAGCGUCUCGGAGGGCCGGACGGCUCCUUUGCAAAGCCUUCCUCUGAAGCUCGAGCCACAGAUGUUGCCAAGGACAAAGACAAGGCAUUGAAGGAGACUGCUAAGCACGAGCCACCAGACAAAGAGAAGGAAGAGGCAAGAGAGGAGAAGUGUGAAGAGAGCAGGGUGAAAGAAGGAGGAGACGGGAACAUAGCAAACGGUGAUAUUGCAGAACAAGCUCGAAAGGAGGAAAGCUCGGAAGGGCACCACUCAGGACACUCGUCCACAAGCAAGGGGCAUUCGUCAUCCAAGCAUGAUUCAUCAAACAAGCACUCGUCCUCUAAGACUUCACAGUCAAAGCAUUCAUCAUCUAAACACUCAUCUUCGAAGCACUCAUCGAAGGAACGGUCCUCCAAAGAGUCAUCAUCCAAAGAGCCAUCAUCCAAGGAAAAGUCAUCCGCAAAAAGUUCAUCGAAAGAAUCAUCAACCAAAAAUUCUUCAUCGAAAGGGAAUUACAGGGACUUGUCAUCAAGAAGAUCCAAGGAGUCGUCAUCCAAGCACUCAUCUUCUAAGGAGUCUUCAGCUAAGGAGUCCACUAGCAAGGACUCCUCAUCCAAAGGUGCCUCUCCCCAGGAAACCUCAUCCAAGGUUUUGUCCUCCAAGGAAUCCCCAUCGAAAGAGACCUUUUCUAACGAUUCCCUGUCCAAGGAGUCAUGCAAAGAACCGCAGCUGAAAAGUCCCUCCGAAGAGGGUUCCUCAUCGAAGUCAGCAUCGAAGCCACCAGCUAAAGAGUCGUCUGACAAGCAUUCAUCGUCGAGACACUCCUCUUCGAAGCACUCGUCGAAACAUUCAUCUUCGAAGAGCUCAUCUUCGCACCGUUCAUCGUCAAAGAACUCAUCUUCAAAGCAGUCAUCGUCGAAACAUUCUUCUCAUCACUCUCCCUCUAAGCAUUCUUCUUCUUCGUCACAGUCACUCGUCCUCCAAUCACUCCUCAGAACACUCAUCGUCGUCCAAGCAUUCAUCGUCGAAUCACUCGUUGAAGCGGCCUUCGUCCACAUCCGCCAAGGACCACUCGCCAUCCAAAAAGAAGAAGGAGGUGAUUCCAAGUCUAGUCACCACAGUUCGUCCAAGCGGUCAUCAAGCCACAAGCAAGGCAGCAGUAGCAGCAGCUCCUCAUCGCAAAAGAAGAAAUCCGGCGCGAAAGAUUCUGACAAGCAAGAAGCAAAGUCUACUUCCAGUGAGUCGGAGUCCUCGUCUUCGGAUGCCUCCUCCUGCCAGGAGAGGGGGUCCGACGGAGGGAAGACAUCUGGAAAGAACCCAAAAGAGGAAGCGACCGCCGAGGUGCCCUCGUUUGUGCUAGAGUGGGAUCUUGACUCUGAAGAAGAGGAAGAUCCCGUGGAGGAGUGCUUGCGCAUAUUUAACGAGGCCUCCGAGCCCAGUAACACCUCGGGGACGGCAACUCAGCCUCAGGAGCGGCUUCACACCAAGCGGGCAGUGGAGUCGACCCUGGAACCUGCCAUCCCGACCAAGAAGCGCGUCGCGCACAACCCGGACCUUGCUCGGCGCCCAUCAGCCCCGCAAGGCCUAUUGGCGCACGUGUCGGCUGCGCAAGCCAUGCACAAUCGUUUUGCCCAGCUGCACCAGCGUUUCCAGGCAGCAGGACAGGGCCGAGUGGCACCGGUGGCGAAUGCGCCGCUGCUGGCGGCGGCGCGCCGCUCUGCUUUAGCCCAGCUGCCUCAGGGGACGCGCACUGCAGCUCACGUGGUGGCCUCCCAGCCCAAGGGACAGCCCAGGGUGGCCCACGUCCCAGCCCUGGUCCUGUCCAAGCGUCCCACCAUCCCGGCCGAGUAUGGCAGCCGAGUUCCGACGGCUGUGCGCCAGCGCUACCUCAACCUUUUCCUGGACGAGUGUGCCAAGUGCUGCAGCACCGAAGACGAAGCCAUCCAAAAGGCGUUGUCCGAGGAGAAGCAGACCUACGAGCGGAGCUCAGGCAAGACCGUCUACCUGAAUGUGGCCGUGAACACGCUCAAGCGACUGCGCCGAGAGUCGGCCCAAGACGGGGGCGCGUCCUCUGCUGGCUCUAGCUCCUCUGGUGCUGGCACCUCUGCUCCCGCGGCAGCGCCCGUCCAGCCCACCAACCGGGUGGUCUCGCACGAGAUGGUGCUGCAGGGUGCCCGCGCGGCACGCACAAGCUUCAGCAUCGAGAAGAACCGCUAUCGCAAACCACCUCCGGAACUGACGGAGAAACGUUUCUACGAGCUGUUGGAGGUGUACCGGAUGACCCCAGAGCAGCUUGCGGAGUACAACUACCCGCGACCGCAUCCAGCGGAGCCAGGGCGUGCAGUGUUCGCCGGAACUGAUGGCCGUCAGUACUCAAAAUCAAAUGGCUCGGUGCUCCGAUGCAGCCGGUGCGGUGCCACUUUCUCGCUGACGGAAGACGGCGACUAUGUGCGCCCCGAAGAGUGUGUCCACCACUGGGGUCGCCUCUGGAAGAAGCGGAUUGCGGGAGCCCUGGAGAGUCGCUACAGCUGUUGUGAGGGUGACGGGGAGUCGGACGGUUGCUGUGUUGCCAAGGGUCACGUGCACGAGGGCCCUGAGCCGAGUCAGCUGACUGGUUUUGUGUCGACGCUCGCCAAGAGUCCACCACCUGGCGGAGGUUGCCCUGGAGUGUAUGCGCUUGAUUGUGAAAUGUGCUACACGUCCGAAGGAGUGGAGCUCACACGAGUCACGGUGGUCGGCUGGGACCUGAGGCCCGUCUACGAGAAGCUCGUGAAGCCGCGGGGACAGAUUCUGGACUACAACACGCGGUUCAGCGGCCUGACAGAAGAGGACAUGGUGGGCGUGAAUACGAACCUAAGGGAUGUCCAGGCUGCCCUGCUGGCCCGUUUUUCGGCCGACACAAUCCUCUUGGGCCACAGUCUCGACUCGGACUUGCGCGCCCUGCGGCUGAUUCACGAGACUGUCGUCGACACGGCCGCCGUGUUCCCCCACCGACGGGGACUCCCUUACAAACGAGCCCUGCGUACCCUCAUGGCCGAACACCUCAGCAAGAUCAUCCAGAAUGGAGUGGAUGGUCACGACAGCCAAGAAGAUGCAGCCGCCUGCAUGGAGCUGAUGCUGUGGAAAGUGCGCGACGACCUCAAGAAAAGUGCACGAUGAUCGCUUGGAUGUCUCCAGCAAUACCAAACAUGGCUGCUAGAAAGAGCAACACUCGAUCCACUUCGCUGGAGCAGGGAGUGUGACCGGCCUUGUCUGCUGGCGUUGCAGAAAGACUGCACUGUUGGCUCAUGCGGUUCAUGACAAGCUGCUUGCUAAGAACAAUUAUAGAAGUGUCAGGGUAUUCAAAGCCUGCGGUGGUUUCGGAUUACCCCGGGUUCGUCCCCACCUGAGAACCUGCCUUGCGAGAGCAAUGCUAGCAGUUCUCACAGACGAAGUUGAGGCACGCCCUGAAAAAACCACGUGUAUUUGAUUGCGUUGAAAUAAUGCUUCAUCCGCCUAAACUUUGAAAUGGCUGCUCUCGCUCUAAAAGCAGUGUACUGAUUCAGAAACGAGUGGGUUUGAACAAAUUCUAAAGCUUUUACAGAUAUGGGGGCAUGGAAAAAAGAAAUGUUUGACAGAAAAAUUUUAUCCUUAAAUUAGUGGAAAAGAAGUAUCAGUACUUCUUCAGUGUCGUCUGGGAUUUUUAUGAAAGCUGCCACACGAAGCCGCAUGAGAAGCUUGGCAGUGACUUUAAAUUUCACGAGUAUUUGUUGCACAGACUUGUGUCUGAUUGCUUUUCUUGCCGCGCUUCCAAAGGUCACACGUGUUUAACUUUGAGGAAGGCAGAGUCUGAGAUAAGUGUGAUAAAAGGGUGUCUUUUAUGUGUUUUGUUAAAGUAGAUAAAGUUGCAAGAGAAGGAAAGGGUGAGUUCUGUUCGCUUAGUGCCUGUCGAUUAAAAAGUAAGUGAUAAAGAAGUCACCCCUUUCUCACUUGCCAAGCACAGCUUCUUGACUUUGUGAGCAUGCGAAGCACUGCGAUCCGCGCCUUCAUUACACCUAGCACCUCUUGGGUGGCGUGCAUUGCCAGUGCUGGUCGCCUUUGGAAUGCACGCUGCUGUCAUUGCUCCCAUGUCCCAUUGUUAGCAUGACUGGGGUCGUGUUUAAGACGGGGAUUUGUAACCGAUAUUUAUGUAUAUAUUCCAUACACUGUUGUCUGUUCUUGCACUUGUUUUCCUUCUCCUUAAUGAGCAAUAAAAGAUGAACCACAUCCAAUAAACGUGUUGUUUCGAAGUUA